AUGAUUAAUAAAUUUAACAAAGUAUAUUCUUCGUUUAAAAUAUUUUCUCAAAAUAGAAAUGAAAUUUUAAUGAAUGCAGAUUUGUUAAAAACAGAUUUAAUACCUAUUGAAAUAAUGAAAAAAAAUUUACUAAAUAAAAAUAUAAUAAAGGAAGGAAAAGGAAAGGAAAUAAAAUGUACUUGUAGAUAUUUAUGGAAUGCUGAAUUACAUGGAUUGACUGCUUUUUUGAGAUGCCGUACAAUGGCUGAAAGAAUAUUUUGGGGUUUUAUUAUUGCUAUUUGUGUUUUAAUGUCAAUAAUUACAACAGAAUGGAUGUUUAAUGAUUAUCUUGAACAUCAAACAGCUACUUUAAUUACUAUAGAGCAAAGGCAACGAAAUGAAGGAGAAAGAGGGUUGCCAAUGCCUGUUUUAGUUAUUUGUCCAAAAAAUCCAGAUGCUUUAAAAUAUAAUUUAAUACUUAAAGAUAUUAAUCGUCGCCUUCCUCGUAUGGAUAGAGUAACUAUAGGGCGAUUAAUUAGCUUUGCUAUUGCUGGGGCUGGUUUUAGUAAUGUUGGGCAAUUUAUGAGAAGAAGAAUCAAAGAAAAUAUUAGUGAUCAUCAGACCCAACAUCUUUAUUCAUUAUUUCGCCGCUGGCGUGGUUAUCGAAGUCUCAGUGAAUUUUAUGAUACUUUAUUUAAUAAAUAUGGAUAUACAUGCAAAGAUUUAUUCCAAAAAUGUUUAUAUGGAUAUGAGGAAAUACCUUGUUGUGAUAUUUUCCGUCCUCAUUAUGUUAUGUUGCGAGGGCGUUGUAUGAGAUUAAGAUAUAUUAUGCAUCAAACUGAUCCUGCUGAUAUUGGAAGAAUUGAUGUUUAUUUACCACAAAUUGUUGCCUAUAUAACAGAUGAACAUCAAGCAGUCGGUACAUUCCCCCGUUAUUAUGUCCAUUUUCAUUCUGCUGUAUUAUUACGUGCAAGAAAUAGACAAAUAAGUAUGUUACCUGAUAAUGAUCAAUGUUAUAGUAAUUAUGGUAAAGAUUAUAAAGGGAGAAGUUCGUGUUGGGUAAAACGUUGGCUACAUGAAAAAAUUGUAGAACCGUUUAAUUGUACAGUUUUCUAUCUCGGCAGAAAUAGAUACAAUUAUUUACCGAUAUGUGAACCUAUUACUAUUGUUAGAAAUUAUUUAGAUGUUACAAAUUUAAGAUUGGAUAAUGAUACACGAAAAAGAUGUAAACCUGCCUGUAUUCGGUCUGAACAUACAUUUCAAGAGUUUAGACCAAAAGGUUCUGUAAUGAAACGUAAUUAUAUGCCGGCAUUUCGAAUUGAAAUAUCUUUUACUAAUUUAGAGAUAGAGGUAUAUCAAGAAGUAUUAACAACAACAUUACCUGGAUUUGUUUCUCAAUUGGGUGGACAAUCUGGGUUAUUUGUUGGACUUUCUGUUUGCUCUAUAAUACAAAUAGGUAUUUCAAUUGCCUGGAAAUUACAUUUGUGGUAUAAAAGAUUUUUUGAUGGAAGGAGAAAUGAAAAAAUUUGA
This is a messenger RNA of Meloidogyne enterolobii, 1509 nucleotides long. NCBI's taxonomy places the organism in Eukaryota, Metazoa, Nematoda, Chromadorea, Rhabditida, Meloidogynidae. The record is from the annotation of a GenBank genome assembly.